Colossoma macropomum (tambaqui) is the source of this 1657-nucleotide messenger RNA. RefSeq names its product ubiquitin associated protein 1-like a (gene ubap1la). The record is from RefSeq and is a predicted model, not a curated record. Gene Ontology annotation, biological process: ubiquitin-dependent protein catabolic process via the multivesicular body sorting pathway. The transcript has 6 exons. Bases 250 to 1491 code for a protein of 413 amino acids. Gene Ontology annotation, cellular component: ESCRT I complex. Gene Ontology annotation, molecular function: ubiquitin binding. Lineage: Eukaryota; Metazoa; Chordata; Actinopteri; Characiformes; Serrasalmidae.
AAAGCGAAAUCUGUCCAUCCUCUGUGUAUCAGGGUGGUGUUCUUGUGAUUGCUCUGUGCGUGUGUGUAUUUUGGUAAACAGGUGAUGAAAAGCUUAGUGUAUGACUCAGCGCGCGUAAGCCUGUGUGGACGUCCCGUACCUGCGUGAGUCCCUCCAACAGGUAAGCACUGUGACAGGCACUUCAAGCUCCAGUACAGCCAGCAGACAGCACAGCCUUCUGUUACAGAACAACUCCGAUAUACACCAGCCAUGACUGCAAAAGAGUACUGCAGAAUGGGCAGUCUGGAUGAAGUUCCCUUUAAGGUUCCUCUGGGUUCUCUUGAUGAGCCACUGGAUGUGUUGAACCUAGCCACAGCCCCGGAAAUCAAUAUUCCAGAUUACCAUCAAAUACUGCAGGACACGCAGUAUGAGUUCUCUCUGGAGAGCUGGGUUCUCACCGAGCUCCAUGCAGGUUCCUAUAAGGACCCUGGUGUUCCAGUCUGUUCGCCCGAGGAUGUGUGCGCAGUCCCGUCCUGCCCACCAUACUGGCUGCUGUUAGGCAGCCCACAGGUGAGGUGUACCACACGUCAACGCAGCAAAGAAUUAUGGGAGGAGGGCCCACGCCCACGCAGCCUGAGCAUGAGUGCAGUGGUGGACCCCCACAGACCCCGCCUACCACGUUCUGUCCAUUUCCUCAUGGCUGACUCGGAAUGUGAGGGUGCAGGCUACCGUGAGGAUGACGAGGGCUCCUCCAGCGAAGACGAUGCCCCAGAUUCACGCUCUCACAGUGCAGAAAGACCACGCAGCUCUGGGCCCAAGAGACCACCUUCACUGCUCCAGGAGGCCCAGCGGCGCUCAGCCUCUCAGCUCCUGCUGCCCGGCUCACUCCGGCUUCCACCAUCCCAGACCAAAAAGAGCUCCACGGGCAGCCCCCACAGCCAGAGGUCCUCACGGAGGAAAGCUGGCUCUGGGAGCUCCAGUGGGAAACGGCACUCUUUCACACAUAAACAGACCACCACACACUCACUUCUACAGCAGAGACCCUCCUCAGCUGGCCCUCAGCCAUCGACCCGGCUGCACAAGCCUUCUCUGCAGGCUCUCCGUCCACGCAGUUCUCACGGAGGUCGUGGCUCGGGUACGGACUCUUCAGUGGAGCUGCUCUAUGCUCUGAGUAAGGAAGAGAGAGAACUGCUGGAGACCAUCACUGCACAGGGAUACACACCCAACUCUGCCAUUCUCGCUCUGCAGCGCACUGGCCCACGCAGUCCAGAGCAGAUUCUGAACUAUCUGCUGGCGUGUGAUCGUCUGUGUGCACUUGGUUAUGAGAAGAGUCAAGUGGAGGACGCACUGGAGAUGUUUCAGAACUGUGAGAGCAAGGCUGCAGAGUUUUUGUGUUUGCUGGCUCAGUUCCGUGAGAUGGGCUUCCAGCAGAGCACCAUUAAAGAGGUUUUGCUGUUGCACGAGAACCACCGGGAGAGAGCGCUGGAGGAACUCAUGACGCGCGUCGCCUGAAUCUUCUAGAAGAGAGAUUUCUCAGCUCCAGCUCUAAUAAACUCUCACAGCACAUUCACACACUGUAAUCCUUGCAGAGCACAAGUGAAAUAUCACAUUCUUUGUCAUCUUAGUGUGUUUUCAAAACUCUGUAAAUGGUUGGAAGAUAAAGCUGAUUAAAAUAAAG